AGAAUAAUAUAAAUUAUUCGACAAUUCGGUAUUCAAAUAUACUAUAACUAUACUCAGGUUACUGUUUUCUGUUGUGUGCUUUAGUAUUUUUUGCCUAAUUUACUAAAUUUAGUAGUUGUUCGUAUUUGUACAGCUUUUUUUUUUUUUUCGAAUAAAUUUAUGACUCGGCUCAGGGUUUAAUUAUUACUAGUUGACAUUGGAUUCGUGGAGUGUGACGACAAACUCGUCCUCAGAUUUCCGUUUAUGUUUGGCACUUACUUAAUUUUUCGAAACUCUGCGUUCGCUGUAUAAUGUGAAGUCUAUCAAGUUUGGACGACGAAACGAAAAACAAUAACGUCAUGAUCACGGUCGGUAUACGGCCGAUACUUGCCGGACUGAUAGUCGUCACGUUGCAGAUUUGGAAUGUGUCGACGGCACCGACUGAAAAAACUAUUAGUCAACUUAUGAUGUCGUCUGGCAAAGUCGAUUUGGUGAACUAUUUCAAAGAGCUAAAUCUCGACAAAUUUUGUAAUUUUCCGUUACUGGAUGUUAAAAAUUUCACAAUGGUGGAAAACGAAUACACUUUUCCGUGUUUUUGUACGGUGAUUUACAACAUUAGCAAUGAAUUUGAUUACAAUCUCAUAAAUGCCUCAAACUUAGAAACUGCAAAAUUCAUGACUAAUAAUCACAAAUUAAAAGACGAAGUCAUAUAUGAAAUGUGGACAAACAUGACCAAAAACUCCCAAUCAAUGAAAUUAUUAAUGGAUCCGCUAAACAAUAUAAACAAAUGGAAUAAGGUCUGUUAUAAUUUAAACAAUGAAUUGCAUACAUACUGUAAAUUUUUAAAUGUAGAGGUAUUACUGUUCUACAGUGGCGGUUUAGAAAAAUUUAAUAAAUCUAUAAAAAAAAAUAUUGACAAUCCAUCAAAAGACCUUAAAGAACCCGUUGUUCCUAAUGUCGUUGUUGCAGAGCUGAAAAACCCUGAGAACAUACCUCAAAUUAAAGUUGAUAAAUCUCCAGAAAAUGAAAAGAACGUAGACAAUAUUCAAAAAAUAGUUGAUGUCAAUAACGGUGAUAAAAAUAAUGAUGAGGAACUUCGUUCAGAAAUACCUAAGGAUAAUAUAAACAUUGAUGGUGAUGAAACUACCAUUGAAGAUGAAAAACAAAUUGAAGAUGAAAAACCAAUUGAAGAUGAGAAACCAAUUGAAGAUGAAAAACUAAUUGAAGAAACAGAGGUCCAAACUCCAAUUGAUUCAAAACCAGAUACAAAAUCUAGUGUUGAUUAUCCUAAAGAAGACGAUGGUACUAUUCGGCAAUCAGAAACUAAAGAAAAUUUAUCAAAAUUAGGACCUAAACCUAAAUUUGCAAAUCAUGGGUUUGGUGAUUCAGAAGACUCACAUUUCCUUUUCUACUUCAGCAUAAUGACUAUACUAUCAAUGCUAUUUUAUUUAGCUUUAUACAAUAAGAAAAAAAUAAUUGCGCUUUUAAUUGAAGGACGGCGAAGUACAAACCACCGAAGACGACCAAAUACAUCAAGUUAUUCAAAAGUAGAGACUGAUGAUGGAUCAACUGUGUUUUGAUGAAAUUGAUAACCUUUAGUGUGAUUUAUAUUGCAAAAACAAAAUUAGUCGUAGACUCUCAAUGUUGUGAAGUUGAGUGGUUGUUGAUUGAAGUAUUUCCUAUAAAAAGUGUUGAAUAUGUAAUGGUAUAUAUUAUAUUAAUAAGUUAGAAAAAAUUCUGUGAUGAAAAUAUGUAUAUAUAAAUUUUACAACAUUUUU
Molecule: messenger RNA, 1757 nt
Organism: Melanaphis sacchari
Lineage: Eukaryota; Metazoa; Arthropoda; Insecta; Hemiptera; Aphididae
Exons: 6
Coding region: 339-1559 (406 amino acids)
Source: RefSeq, a predicted model, not a curated record